AUGUCCGAUACGCUUUCGGGGAUUGUGAAUACCCUAAAGGGGAUUUACCAAAGCCACGACAACGAUACCCGACGCCAAUUUACCCUUCAGCUUGAGCAGCUCGAGCUGAAUUUGCAGGGUGAGGAGCUCGUCCAGAUCGGGAUUUCUUUGCUUUCCGGUGCGGCCGAUCUCGCGGUUUUGCAGGCCUACGGCGCGGUUUUGCUCAAGAAAGCCCUUCGUAUCCACGGCAUUCGCGUUCACAAAUUGCCCUUUUGGGAACUUCUCCGUUGGUAUGCGACCGAUGCCGGGUUAAAUAACCUGCUCUGCGCGGACUUGGAGGAGCUUUUGUUGACCUGCGCGUUUCGCCUUCCCGAUGGGGAGUUUUCGCGGCUUUUGGAUCGCCUUCUCGCGUCGAAUGAUCUUUCGCAGGAGCCUCGUCGGAUGCGUUUAAUCCACGGGAUCGUCCUCAAAGGGGUGGGGCCGGAUCUCCAGUGGGUGCCGCGGGCGCGAGUUGGGGUGCUGCGGGGUCUUCUCCGCGAGCGCGGCCCCGCCCUCCUCGCGGCGAUGAAUCAAACCCUCUUUUCGAUUUAUUCGACGGCGGGGGGGGCGAUUUCGCCGGGGUCUUGGCGAGUCCGUCGGAUCUCGUGCUGGAGUGGGGGCUGGGGGUUCUCGCGGCCCUGA
Messenger RNA from Phytomonas sp. Hart1, 660 nucleotides. The record is from the annotation of a GenBank genome assembly. Lineage: Eukaryota; Euglenozoa; Kinetoplastea; Trypanosomatida; Trypanosomatidae.